Molecule: messenger RNA, 5682 nt
Organism: Carassius gibelio (silver crucian carp)
Lineage: Eukaryota; Metazoa; Chordata; Actinopteri; Cypriniformes; Cyprinidae
Product: neural cell adhesion molecule 1
Exons: 20
Coding region: 183-3212 (1009 amino acids)
Biological process (GO): cell adhesion
Cellular component (GO): membrane
Molecular function (GO): protein binding
Source: RefSeq, a predicted model, not a curated record
CUGCGGCUCUUGUCACUCAUUCGCUGUGCUGCUCGCUCGGAGCGCAUUCUGUGUCAACGGCUGAGGACCAUUUCAUGAUAUUACAGCAACCUGAAACAGGGGCAAAGCAUCGGAGUCUUUUAGAUAAUAACUGAACCAACUCUACCUAUUCUACACGGAGCAUACCUUUGGAAGAGAUUGCAAUGCUUCAGAUAAGGGAUCUCAUUUGGACAUUGCUUUUCUUUGGUUAUGCAGCUGCCUUGCAGGUGGAAAUCACUCCAGUCCAGGGAGAGAUCAGCGUGGGAGAAUCCAAAUUCUUUUUGUGUGAAGUUGUUGGAGAUGCUAAGGAAAUAGACUGGUUUGCACCCAAUGGGGAGAAGCUCCUGCCAGGCAGACCAGACAUCAGUAUCAGCAAGAAUGACGACUUCUCGUCGACGCUCACAAUCUACAAUGCCAACGUCGACCAUGCGGGCAUGUACAAGUGUGUGGCGAAAAGUGGGGACAAGGAAUCUCAGGGCACUGUCAUCGUAAAAAUUUUCCAGAAACUCACUUUCCAAAACGCUCCAUCGCCUCAAGAGUUCAACGAAGGCGAUAACGCUGACAUCAUCUGUGACGUCAUCGGCUCGCCGCCCCCAACUAUCAUCUGGAUGUAUAAAAAAAACAAAAUCCAGCCCGAGACUGAUGUCCGUUUCAAGGUCUUAAGCAACAACCACCUCCAGAUACGUGGCAUCAAAAAGACAGAUGAGGGUGCCUACACCUGUGAGGGCCGCAUCAUGGCCCGUGGAGAAGUCGACCUCAGGGUCAUCAAGGUCAUUGUCAAUGUUCUGCCAACUAUCAGGAAGCGCUACACUGUUCUUAAUGCCACUGCAGACAUCAACCAGGCCAUGACGUUGGCCUGUUACGCAGAUGGCUACCCAGAACCAUCAGUCACGUGGGCACGAGGUAAUAUCGUGCUGGAAUCAGACGGAAAGUACAGCCUGAAUGAAGAUGGGUCGGAGUUGACCAUCAAAGGCGUCACUAAGCUCGAUGAAGGAGAUUACCAGUGCAUCGCUCGAAACAAGGCCGGAGAGAAGAGUGAGGAAGUCUCACUCAAUGUGUUUGUGCAACCCAAGAUCACAUUCCUAGAAAACCAGACGGCCUCUGAAUUGGAGGAGCAGAUCACUCUAACUUGUGAGGCCACGGGUGAUCCCACCCCCAACAUCAUCUGGAGCUUUGGUCGCCGGGUCUUCACAGAGAAUGAGCAGGCUUCAUGGACUCGACCUGAGAAACACAAGAGUCUGGAUGGUAACGUGAUCGUGCGCAGUGAUGCCCGUGUGUCCUCUCUGACUCUGAAAUACGUGCAGUUCACCGAUGCCGGCCAGUACCUCUGCACUGCCCGCAACUCCAUCGGUCAGGACAUCCAGAGCAUGUACCUGGAAGUGCGCUAUGCUCCAAAGAUCCAAGGCCCUGCGGCGGUGUUCACCUGGGAUGGUAAUCCAGCUAACAUCACCUGCGAGGCCCUUGCUCACCCGGCCGCCUCCGUUUUGUGGUUCCGUGAUGGCCUAAUGCUGCCUAGCGCUAAUACCACCAACGUCAAGAUCUACCACACUCCUUCUGCCAGCUUCCUGGAGGUCACUCCGGAGUCCCAGAACGACUUUGGCAGUUACAACUGUACGGCUACCAAUGUCAUCGGCACGGAGUCAAAGGAAUUCAUUUUGGUUCAAGCAGAUGUGCCUUCGGCCCCCUCUAUGGAGCGUGUGGAGCCGUAUUCCAGCUCAGCAAUGGUGGAGUUUGAUGAGCCUGCCUCCAGUGGAGGAGUGCCUAUCCUCAAGUACAAGGCUAAAUGGAGGAUAGCAGGCAAAGACUGGACUGACAGAGAGUAUGAAGCUGAAGAUGGUCUCAACUCGAUCACCAUUGAUGGGCUGAAGCCAGAGACCACGUAUGAGGUCAAGAUAUCAGCCAUCAACGGCAAGGGUGAAGGAGAGAGCAGCCCCCCUGAGAGCUUUAAAACCCAACCUGUCCGGGAACCUAAUCCUCCUAAACUGGAGGCAAAGACACUGUCCACAGGCAACGAGAUGAAGGUCCACUGGAUCAAGCAGGACGAUGGGGGCUCUCCCAUUAAACUCUAUCUAGUGCGCUACAAAGCUAAGAAUCGCCAGGACUGGAAGCCGGAGAUUCGCCUGCCCAACGGCAGCGAGUACGUUGUUCUGCAAGGUCUGGAAUGGAACACGGAGUACGAGGUCUCCGUCAUUGCCGAAAACCAGCGAGGGCGAUCUGAUCCCGGCACACUCUCCUUCAGGACCUUGCCAGAACCCACCGCCAUCCCAGAAACCAGCUCAGGGAUGGGCACCGGGGCUAUCGUGGGCAUCCUCAUUGUGGUCUUCGUCCUGCUCCUCUUCGGCGUGGACGUCACAUGCUACUUCCUCAACAAGUGCGGCCUCCUCAUGUGCAUCGCCGUCAACUUCUGCGGCAAGUCUGGGCCCUCUUCCAAAGAGAAGGAUAUCGAGGAGGGGAAAGCCGCUUUCACUAAGGAUGAAUCUAAGGAGCCCAUUGUGGAGGUAAGGACUGAGGAGGGACACACACCAAACCAUGAAGGAGGAGGACCCACCGAACCCAAUGAGACCACCCCUUUGACAGACCCUGAGCACGCUGCUGACACCACAGCAACAGUAGUGGACUUGCUUCCCUCUGUAACCACUAACUCAGACCCUGGCACUGACAGUCCUACUAGCGAUAGCACCACCCUUACCUCAAGCACUGCCCCUGCAGCCAACCCUAAAGCGGUCCCUAAAGCUACCCCCCAGUCCAGCACCCCCAAACCUAGCAUCACCUCACCCACCUCCCCACAAGCUGCUCCUGCAGCCGUGGCCCCUCUGGUGGACCUGAGCGAUACACCCUCCAACCAGACCUCAAAGUCCUUAGAUGCCCCCCAGCCGUCUGAUUCAACCCCUGCAGAUCCGGCCAAAGCCAAUGGCCAGAGCCCGGCUGAGCCGGCAAACUCCCCCCAAAGUAAGGACUCUCAGGUACAGGGAGGAGCCCACCAGACCACAGAUAAUGACCUUGCCAAGGAUGCGCUGGGCAAGCCCUCCAGCGACUCCUCCAGCGCACCGUCCGCACCCAACCAGGACGAUGGUAAAAUUGUUGUAGAUGACAAAAGUAAAACGCCAGACAUGGAGGUAAAGAAAAACCCGGCGGAGGUGAAGACAGUCCCUAAUGAAGCCCCCCAGACAAACGGCAAUGAGAGCAAAGCAUGAUCCGGAAUGGACGGCGAACAACAGUCACAGACAGACAGCACCACACCACCACCACAUCUCAAAUACAAGGGGUUCUUUCUUCAGUGUCUUUAAGUUCACAGAACAAUACACGUCAAGAUGUAUAGAGCGCAUAAAGAGCUCGCGCAUAUGCCUUUUAUUUUAUACUUUUUGAUUGUUUCUACCAUUGAAGCCUUUCUUUUUUUCAUCAAUGCAAGAAGGAAAGAUUCUUUUUCUCUAGUGCAGUCUCCUUGACCUCUGUAAGUAAGAUCAGUGACUUCAAAUACACCUAUCACAGUUAUCACCUUUUCGCCUUCACACAUUCAAUUCUGUCCUGUUUUAUUACAUGCAGUAUUGCCAUUGUUAUUGUCUGUCACAUUAAUUUUUGAGGGAACAUUUUUGAUGUUUUACUUAUGUUUAAAUAAUGUACAAAAGCAACUGCCUUUUAUUAUUAUUGUGUUUUUUUUUUGUCACAUUAUUAUAAAAAACAAAUUGAGAGCGAGAGAGAAAGGGUGUUAACAAUAGAUUUUUAGCAUGCUUGCUUUGCAGAAUUAUUUUUAUAUAUGUCUUCUUUUUUUUUACCCCAGCCCUGAGUGUUUACAGCAUUUUGCUCUGAUAUCCCUCAUUAACAUGACGUUUGCUUCUGUAGCAAACCCGACACAAACACAAUUAACUAGCGGUUAGGGUUAGACUGUGCAAAUCACCACUACUACUUUUUCCUAUUUUAUAUAACGCAUCCCGUUUCUCCUGAACCUUAGAGUUUCUUCUUUACUUUAGGUUUUUAGGAGAUACUUGAUUUAAAAAAAAGUCUUAGUCUUAAAAAAAAAAAACGAAAACAUUAGGUACAACCAAGAGCUCUUGGUUGCACUUGUGGCAUAAUGAAAACAUCAGGCGCACGUGUUCGUAACACGUCCCAUAUCACGUCUGCCCAUUGCUCUAUUGGCUUUUGCCCAUGUAAUUGAUAAAUGUUGUUAAAAUGAAGCCGUGACCCUUUGAUAAUAAUAAAAAUUCAAAUACUUGUCAGUUUUUGUUUGUUUGGUUGGUUGGUUUUUGACUUAAAUGGCCAAAUUAUUGUUUUACUUUUUAUUUAAGCCAUAGUACUCCAGUGUGGAUCGUAGCAUAAAGAAUAUUCAGCCUGACUUUUUUUUACAGAGUUUCUCAUUCUUUAGCUGCAAGCUUGUGCACUGUGAAUGCGUGAAAAUCCUAGUGUGAAUACAGUGUGUACUAGAAUAAAACAAAACAAAAAAGUUUCCAUAGGUUGUGAAAGCCGUAGCAGUUAGUUUAAAUGAUGUUGAUCAUGAUAAGAAUAAAAAAAAAAGAUGUAAAAAAAAAAAAAAAAAAGAUGAUGACGGCUGCAGAGGUGAAAUACAGACACAAAAGGAGUUGGUGCCUUCAAUAUGAACAUCCUCUUGUAUGCAGGUGACAACAUACCCCAAUGCUGUCAGAUGGUCCAGAUCUGUAAACUGUGAAAAUAAUAGUUUUGUUUCUUGAUCAAAAGUGUCGUUACUUGGUCUUUUGGGUCUAAAGGGUGUAAAUGGAUUGUGGCUUUCUGAAAACUUGAGAUCUCAAAAUCUGUACAACAUGCCUCUAAUUAACUGAUGCAAAAUAAUACCUAUAUAUAUAUAUAUAUAUAUAUAUAUAUAUAUAUAUAUAUAUAUAAAUGUAAAUAUAUUCAUUCACACAGGGUCGCCUGCUCUCCCGCCAUUAAGUGACAUCUAAAAUAAGCAUGCGAUGUAUUCUGAACUAGAUGUCAUUGGUGUUAAGGUUACGAAUUGAAUUGCUAAAUAACUGAAAAUGUCAAAGACUUGUAUGUUUAUCUGAAUGUCAGUGAACUCUUGUCAUUCAUACAGUACGUUCACUGUUGUCUGCUUUUACAAGACAAACAUCAAAUGCUUUCAUGGAGUUGAAUGGUAACGUGUUUUAAUAACUUUCAUUAUUAGGUCUUUAAACAUCAUGCUACUUGAAUGUACGCUUGUGUUCUGUUAAGCAUUUGUAAUGUAAUAAAAUUAAUAAUGAAAGUUAUUUUUGAAGUGAUUCUGGUCUAAUAAGCAUCUGAGAGGCUUGCAGAAACUGUACCAGGAGGCAUACAAGCUCUUUCUUCUCUGAAAAACAAGCUUUUGAUUUAUACCGGCAUUCAAUGUGGGACCAAUUUGUUUGUAUGCUUACACUCAUGCCAUUUGAAAGACAAAAAGUCUGUUUAAAUGAUCGUUUCCAAAGCAUUUAAGGCUCAUCAUCUCAGCAGAUUAAGCCCGUUUGAAGUGUACUGGUUUCUAUCAUCAUUUCAUUCUCAUCUCAGACCUUUAUAAGACAUCCGUCACUUCAUACCACACUGAGAGGCCCUUCUCACAGCUGUAUACAGGUUUUUACAAAUCAAAUGUCACCCAAACUGCCACUGCUGUAAAUACUAACCGACAACAAAAUUUGACUUCAUUCUGUCAAACAAUUCUUGUGUUCAAUAAAAUGAGAAAAAAUA